This is a messenger RNA of Castor canadensis (American beaver), 907 nucleotides long. It is a transcript of the gene Bud31, whose product is annotated as BUD31 homolog. The record is from RefSeq and is a predicted model, not a curated record. Gene Ontology annotation, cellular component: nucleus; spliceosomal complex. Lineage: Eukaryota; Metazoa; Chordata; Mammalia; Rodentia; Castoridae. Gene Ontology annotation, biological process: mRNA splicing, via spliceosome.
UUCCUUCUAUUCUCCGGUGCUGUACCGUGGCAACGGCCGGGGCCUGGACUAGUGGUCUGCAUUGCCGGGGAGGGCGAUCUGAGCGGCCGAAGUCCCUGAGAGGAGUUGGCGCCUUUUUCGUUAUGCCGAGGAUGAGACAGAGGACCAAAGAGGGGAAGUGAUCUGUCCAGAGUCGCAGAAUAAUUGGUAUAGCUGGACAAAAAUUCACCCCUGUAGCUGCGGACAGCACAGAAGUCUAUCAUACUCUUAGGAAAGAGAGGGAGUCUAAGAUCUUUGCAGAUUAUCUUGUCGGAUAAAAAUGCCUAAAGUAAAAAGAAGCCGGAAAGCACCCCCAGAUGGCUGGGAGUUGAUCGAGCCAACACUGGAUGAGUUGGACCAAAAGAUGAGAGAAGCCGAAACAGAGCCCCAUGAAGGAAAGAGGAAGGUGGAGUCUCUGUGGCCCAUCUUCAGGAUCCACCACCAGAAAACCCGCUACAUCUUCGAUCUCUUUUACAAGCGCAAAGCCAUAAGCAGAGAACUCUACGAGUACUGCAUUAAAGAAGGCUAUGCAGACAAGAACCUGAUCGCAAAGUGGAAGAAGCAGGGCUAUGAGAACCUGUGCUGCCUGCGCUGUAUUCAGACCCGGGACACCAACUUUGGGACCAACUGCAUUUGCCGGGUUCCCAAAAGCAAGCUGGAAGUGGGUCGUAUCAUUGAGUGCACACACUGUGGCUGCCGGGGCUGCUCUGGCUGAGGCAAGGCCUGGAUGUUCUGUGCCCUGGACUCUGGACCUGCAGGUUCCUGCCGACCAUGCCCCUUCCUGGGAGCAGCUCUCGUCAGAGGAGUGCUCAGGCCCAAGUUGGAGCAUGGCCUCUACAGGUGAAGGCUUUGUGUUCACCAGCUGUGAUCUGUAACAAUAAAACCCUUA